AUGUCCUCCUCAACCAACCGACUCCCCAUCGCACCAGAAAAAUCCUAUUUCGAACAGCAGCGCGAGAUUUUACUAGGGGAAAUAGCUGUUGUAAGAAACGAAUUCUUAUUACUCUCUAAUUUCUCUUCCCUUUAAACUCAAUGGUCCUUCUGGGUACCUCCUCUCUUCACCUCUUGCCCUCUCCUCGAUAUAUCUAUGAUUUCUCAAUUGCUUUUCGCAAUUCUCCUUCUGUCUUCUCUAGCAAUGACUUUUCUUUUUAUCUUGCCGCGUUUUCCCAUCUCAAGUACUCGGUUUAGCUUUGUCUAGCUUAAAUCACAUUGCUCAAAUCUGCCCUGCUUUACUUUACCAUAUCUUUUGUGUUUUAUGCAAUGAGCAAUUAGCAUGCGUAAUUCGCAGUUCCGCAUCACAAAUCACCAGAAAAUCAAGAACAAUCACUAAUCAAACCCACCCACCUUUAGAGUUUUGAACACGUCCUCUCGAGUAUAAAUAAACUAAAUCGUUCUUUAGAGGGCGUUAUUGCCGUAUGUCAUUCUAUCCUCAUCUUCCUCCUCUUCCUUCCCUCUCCCAUCUUCCCUCUCCCCAUCUUCCCCUCUCCCCUUCAUCAAACCACCAAAAUCCACCAAAAUCUAACCCCUGCCCCUCCCCAAAAACAGGUCGGAAACGAAUUCUCCUCCGUCGAAGCCCUCUGGUCCCAAUUCGAAAACGUAAUGGCUAAGAACCCCGAUCCUUCUACCUCUACCUCUACCUCACCCGAAGAUGCAAAUAUACCCGAAGACGAGAUAUUUAAAUCUAAAUCCAGGAGGAAAGAAAACAGAGAAGAAGAAGAAGAAGGAGGAGGAGGAGAGGAAACGAUUAUGGGCGGAGAGAACGAGAGAUGAAAAUGCGGAGUUAGGAGUUUGGUUUGGAUUGGAGAGGCGAGGAGCGAGGAAGUGAGGAUUACGUGUUUGUGGU
Molecule: messenger RNA, 951 nt
Organism: Sclerotinia trifoliorum
Lineage: Eukaryota; Fungi; Ascomycota; Leotiomycetes; Helotiales; Sclerotiniaceae
Source: the annotation of a GenBank genome assembly